GGCGUGCAGGGCGGAGCUGCAGGGCCGGGAUGUGGCGGGUGGCGGCGGUGCGGGCGCUGCGGGGCGGUGGGGCCGGCGGGGCCGGCGCCCCCCGGGCCGCGUCGGGAGCGGCAGCGGCGCAGCUCCGCCAGCGGCUGGAGAGCGAGCUGGAGGAUAUUCGCGGCGCCGGCACCUGGAAGAGCGAGCGUAUCAUCGCCUCCAGACAGGGUCCCCACCUCCAGCUGGCGGGCGGCGGGGCCGGGAUCAUCAACUUCUGCGCAAAUAACUACCUCGGGCUUUCCAGCCACCCCGAAGUGAUCCGUGCCGCUGUGGAGGCCCUGGAGAAGUUCGGCGCUGGGCUCAGCUCCGUCCGCUUUAUCUGCGGUACCCAGAGCAUACACAAAGACCUGGAGGACAAAAUYGCCCGUUUCCACCAGCGGGAAGAUGCCAUUCUCUAUGCCAGCUGCUUUGAUGCCAAUGCUGGUAUCUUUGAGGCCCUGCUGACCCCAGAGGAUGCAGUGCUGUCGGAUGAGCUGAACCACGCUUCMAUCAUCGAUGGGAUCCGCCUGUGCAAGGCCAAUAAGUACCGCUACAAGCACAUGGACAUGCAGGACCUGGAGGCCAAACUGAAGGAGGCACAGAAACAUCGACUGCGGCUGGUGGCCACUGAUGGUGCCUUCUCCAUGGAUGGUGACAUUGCACCUCUGAGGGAAAUCUGCCAGCUAGCCCAGAAGUAUGAUGCCCUGGUGUUCAUCGAUGAAUGCCAUGCCACAGGCUUCCUGGGACCCAAUGGCCGGGGUACCGAUGAGCUUCUGGGGGUGAUGGACAAAGUCACCAUCAUCAAUUCCACCCUGGGAAAAGCUCUUGGAGGAGCUGCAGGCGGGUACACAACUGGUCCCAAACCCCUCAUUGAUCUGCUCCGCCAGCGUUCCCGCCCAUACCUCUUCUCCAACAGCCUGCCCCCUGCUGUGGUGGGCUGUGCAUCCAAGGCCCUGGACCUGCUCAUGGAGAGCAAUGCCAUUGCACAGUCUAUGGCUGCCAAAACCCAACGGUUCAGAAGUAAGAUGACAGCAGCUGGCUUCACCAUCUCGGGGAAAGAUCACCCCAUCUGUCCAGUCAUGCUGGGGGAUGCUCGGCUGGCAUCAGUGAUGGCAGAGGACAUGCUGAACAGAGGCAUUUAUGUCAUUGGCUUCAGCUACCCUGUGGUGCCCAAGGGAAAGGCCCGCAUUCGGGUCCAGAUCUCGGCCGUGCACAGUGACGAGGACAUUGACCGCUGYGUGGAAGCCUUCACCGAGGUGGGACGGAAACAUGGAGCGCUGCCUUGACGGGCCAGCAAACAUCUCCUCAGCACCAUCCCUGCCCACAACCAAGUGCCUCUGCCGGGGAAAAAGGCUUGAGCAGCACACUGCCAGAAGCAGGACCGUCCCUCAAGGCAUCACAGCCUGYAUCUCUUGAGGCAGCCAGCUGGCUGUUGCAGCAUGCUGGCAGUAGCACUGACAACCAGCACUUUAAAGUGUCAUUAAAGGUGUCCAGCAGCGCA
This is a messenger RNA of Malurus melanocephalus (red-backed fairy wren), 1519 nucleotides long. It is a transcript of the gene GCAT, whose product is annotated as glycine C-acetyltransferase. The coding region runs from base 30 to 1304 and encodes 424 amino acids. Gene Ontology annotation, molecular function: glycine C-acetyltransferase activity; pyridoxal phosphate binding. The record is from RefSeq and is a predicted model, not a curated record. Gene Ontology annotation, biological process: L-threonine catabolic process; biosynthetic process. The transcript has 9 exons. NCBI's taxonomy places the organism in Eukaryota, Metazoa, Chordata, Aves, Passeriformes, Maluridae.